Molecule: messenger RNA, 1809 nt
Organism: Penicillium atrosanguineum
Lineage: Eukaryota; Fungi; Ascomycota; Eurotiomycetes; Eurotiales; Aspergillaceae
Gene: mirB
Exons: 4
Coding region: 1-1809 (602 amino acids)
Biological process (GO): transmembrane transport
Molecular function (GO): transmembrane transporter activity
Source: RefSeq, a predicted model, not a curated record
AUGGAGAAGCUCAGUCAUCUGGUCGGAUCGAAGACCACGGACCAGGGGAACUCCACGGUCGAGGAGUCUAACACUCCAGUGGCCUCUCAGACCAAGGCUAGCGACAACAAGGAGCAUGGAUUCGGAUACCAAGGGGAAACGAAUGAAGUGAAUAGCCAUGAUGAGGAAAGUCCUGAUGAGGGAGCCCAAGCUGGUGUGCAAAAGAUCGAAGCUAUUACCUUGACUUGGUCAAAGGCAUCUUUGGCCACAGUGUUGAUCCUAAUCUGGUUUCUCACUUUGGUCAAUGGAUUCAAGUCCACCAUUACCUACAGCUUGACCCCCUAUGUCACUAGCGAUUUCCAGGGCCAUUCACUUUUGACAGUCAUCGACAUUGUCGCAAAAGCCAUCACAGGAGCUGUGUAUAUUCCUAUCGCGAAGCUUCUAGAUAUCUGGGGUCGUGCUGAAAGCUUCCUCCUUAUGAUCGGUUUCUGUGUCCUCGGCCUAAUCCUGAUGGCCGCGUCUAACAAUCUCGAGACAUAUUGUGCUGCGCAGGUAUUUUACUCGAUUGGCUUCGGUGGACUUGCCUAUUGCUGGGAUGUGCUCGCGACCGACGUGACAAGCUUGAGAAACCGAGGUCUGGCAUUUGCCUUCACUUCGUCGCCGGGUAUAAUUACAGCCUUUGCUGGGUCGAAAGCCGCCGAGGGAUUCCUUGACAAUGCCAGUUGGCGUUGGGGCUUUGGCUGCUGGGCAAUUAUUUUCCCCGCUAUUGGCUUGCCGGUCUAUUUGUUAUUGGCAUACCACCUCAACAAGGCCAGAAAGCAAGCCGUUAUCACGCCGAGAGUCAAGAGCAACAGAACCUUUGUUGAGGCAAUCAAGCACGUUGUCAUCGAAUUUGACCUGGCGGGAGUCAUUCUACUCGGAGGCGGCUUUGUCGUAUUUCUCCUCCCUUUCACCUUGGCUAGCACCGCACCGCAAGGCUGGAAGACUGGAUAUAUUAUUGCAAUGAUCGUGGUCGGCUUCGUUGCCAUUGUGCUCUUCUUCCUUUAUGAAGUCUUCUUGGCACCCGUUCCUUUCUUGAAGAAUCGCUUCCUCCUGAACCGGACUGUCUUGGGUGCAUGUCUUUUGGACUUCACAUACCAGAUCUCCUACUACUGCUACGCCAGCUACCUGACGUCGUUUCUCCAAGUUGUCUACAACCUCUCCGUUGCUGAUGCAGGGUACGUCGGAAACACUUUUAGUGUUGUUUCGUUUGUGUUCCUGUUUAUUGCGGGCUACUUGAUCCGCGUAACCGGGAAAUUCAGAUGGAUCCUGUACAUCUGCGUUCCACUAUAUGUUUUCUCGCUGGGCUUGAUGAUCCAUUUCCGACAGCCAAACGGGUAUAUUGGCUAUAUAGUUAUGUGCGAGAUCUUCUUUUCUGUUUCUGGAAGUAUCUUCAUCCUCUGCGUUCAGCUUGCUGUACUAUCUUCCGUCGAUCAUCAACACGUUGCUGCGGUGCUCGCUUUCUUGUUUGUCAGUGGAAGUAUUGGCGGCGCCGUUGGAAGCGCUAUCUCUGGUGUUAUAUGGACCAACACCUUCGAGAAGGCCCUUGUUCGCUACCUUCCGGAGUCUGCCUUGCCCAAUCUUACCACAAUUUACGCGAGUCUACCUGCGCAGCUGGCCUAUCCUGUUGGAAGCCCCGAGCGACUUGGGAUUCAGCUAGCUUAUGGGUACGCACAGACCAGAAUGCUGGCUGCUGGCACUGCCAUCAUGGCCUUGGGCUUUAUCUGGGUGGCAAUGAUGAAGAAUCUGAACGUGAAGAAGAUGACGCAGACCAAGGGUACCGUGUUUUAA